AUUUUGCAAAUGUUUGCUCAUUUUUACAGAUAAUAGCCAUAAUUGAAUUAUUCACUGAUUUAACUGCAGAGUUGUAGACAAUUGUUAUUUUAUACCGUAAGUUUGUACCGAAGAAAAUUAUUAUUUCAGUAAUAAUUUUAAAGUAUCAAAUAUUGAGAUUCAAGAUUCGAUAUACCAUUGAAUCAUAAUUUUGCGGUCUUGUCAUCAAUAACAGGGUAAAACAGAAUAAUAAAUUGAGUAAGUUUUACUUUGUGCUAUAUGAAAAGAUAACUAGACACCUAAUAGAUCCAAUUCCGACUUAAAUCAUAUUUGUAAACAAAAUUUAUAAUUAAUAGAUAAAAUCUAAAUUCUGAAUAUUAAUUUAUUAAGUUUAUUCUUGAAAGUUAUAUUUUAAUCAACUUUAAUUAUUUUUUUUAAAAUGAAAUUACAAUGCAACCAUACGUUAUACAAUCAUAUUUUAACAUUACCUAUGCUCAAGUUAAUGAUGUAUUAUUCAAAAAAGUAAUAUAAUAGUUAUUGUAUUCAAAAAAACCAAUUUGAAUAUAGUCAGAACUCAAAAAUUGUAACACUUAAAUAAUUUUCUUAUUGUCUUUAUUCAGUGAUCAAUUUUAAAUCUCUUAAAUCCAAUUUAAAUUCAUUGUUUAGUAAUAAUCUAUUGUGUUAUAUUAUGAAAAUUUCACCCAUAUUAAUUGAAACAAAUGUUUUUUUUUUAAAUUGCAUUAAUUUAUCUGUUGUUUCUGUUGCAAAAUGUUAAUAAUAUACUAAAAUGUACUUAUUAUUAUAUGGUCUAAUAAAUAGGUAACGACUGAUGAAUCUAUCAAAACUAAAUUGUAAUAAAUUUGUAUUUGUUUUAAAUUAUUUUCAGUGCAUAAUAUGGCCAAUGAAGAAUAUUGCGGAAAACCAUACAAAAUUAUUGAUUCAAAACGUAAACUUAAAAUUGGUAUCGUAGCAAGUUCCUUGUCAGAUUUUAUAACUAAAGGUAAAACUAUGUAUAUCUUUACAUAACACAAUGAAUUGGUAUACAGUAGGUGGUCACAUAGACAUAUUAAUAGACUGGCCUUGCCUAUAAAGUAGCUGAGGUAGUAACUGGUCAGACAUAUUACAACAGUGUACAGUAUAAUCAUGUCAGUGUUGCCAUUGUAUGUGUAGUACAAUGUACAAUAAUAUCACGUAAAACGACUGUUCUACGUGUACAAAAGGCUCAUCUAUUAGUAUAAGGUCUAUGAGUUGUUGUUAAUUUUGUAGUUAAAUAAUUUCAUGCAGAGGUCUCCCCAGAUUUAUUUUUUCUUUUGUAAAAAUAAUGUGUGCAGAAUUUGAUCACAAUUGAUUGAUAUAAAAUGUAUGUAUGUAUGCUUAUCUAGUUAAUAUUGCCAGAAAGUUUAAAAUUAUAUAUUUCCAAAAAAUAAUGUUCUGUAAUCAAAUAUUGCUAGAAUCACCAUUUUUUUUAUAUACAUAUAUAUAUAUGAGUUCAUAUAAUUAUAAUAAUAAUAGACAGAACAUUGGUUGGUUAGUUAAAAUAAAAGAAUUAAAGAAUAAUAAAAUUAAAAAAACAAAACAUAUUUUGAAUCAUAAAUGUGAUAACUGUAAAAUUGUAUUGUGUAUUGUACGGCUUUUUAAGUAUAUCCAGAGAACUGCUAUCUAUAAUCUUGAACUAUAUGCCAAAUUUAAAAAUACCUACUAUUCCUAGUUAUUGAAAUAAUUUUUUUGUUACCUACUUUUAAAAUAAACUUCUUAUGUUAUUCAUUUUUCAUGCACUUGACGUUAUAAACCUUUCGUUUUACCAUAUCAUUGACCAUCUUUAUCGAUUCCAUUAUACUUUUUAUUACUUUAUAUUCCUCUAGAUCAUUCCAUUUUUAACGUUGAACUUUUAAAAGGUCUUUAAUAAUGAAUCUUUUCAACACAUUUCGUGAAUUUGCACUUAAUAGUUCUAAUGGUAAAUCUUUGAUGAGUAAAUGUACAUCUUCAAACUUGGAAAUGUACUUUUUUUGGGAAUCUUUUUCGGAUUCUUUCUCCAUCAUCUCUUGGCAAAUCAUAUUUUAAUUAAAUAAAAUAAAAUUGUAUUAUUUCAUCAAAAUUGUCUUUUAAAAUCUCUUUAACAUUUUCAUCAAUAGACAAUAUUGAAUACAGAUUUUGAUCAAUACUUAACUUACACAUUCUUUUCUGAAUUUUUUAAAUAAAAGAUUAUUUGGUUGUUUACUUGUUGCUAAUUUUAUUUCAGAAAAUACUCCUUGCUAUAUUGUUUUAUCGACAUGAUGUCUAUAUGCCAUGUAUAAAAUAUCGAGUUUGUCAAGUUUUUAUACUAAAAGAUGACAUGUAUCAUUUAACUAACCUUUAUUACUAGCAGUUGUCUGAAACACAAAGUCAAGAUUUUUUUCAUUAAAAAAUAUUUUUCUAAAGACAUAUAUAACAGAAGUUUUUUCAUGCUCAAGUCAAAUUGUGGACUUCCCAACAAUUGUUCAACGUUUGGCGCUGUAACAAUUACUGGAAGUCAUUAGACUUUCUAUUUUCCUGUAAUAUCUGGCAAUAAUUUUGAAUCCCAAUUAAGUACUGAUUGAUUUAAAUUCAAAUUGUUAAAUCUAUUUUUUGUCUUUUUAAAAAUAUAUUGACGCAAUUUUUCUCUAGCGUAUUUUAUUAAGAUUUUGUUUUUAAUAAAGGUUCAUUAAGAAUUAUUAACAGUACAUCUAAAAAAACUGUUAAUUUAUGAUCACAAUCUCUGCCUCUCACUUUAAAAUUUUCAAGUACAACAAAUAAUUGUGAGGAAAUAAUUCUUAAAACAUUCUUUCAUAACUUGAAUUAUGUAUAUUUUGCCUUUUUAUUUUAAUUUUAACUAGCCAGCUAAUAUUCUAUCUAGUAUUGUUAUAAUUACAUAAACUCAUUUAUAAAACUUUUUCUAUAACUAACAACUAACCUAGCAUACAGGGUGUUCUACAGUGUUACCCAUAUGCUAAUUACUCUGUUAAUAUUCUUUUCUUUUUUUCUGUUCUUGUCAAUCUGGUUUUGUGUCAGUGGGACAAAUAUAGAAAAAUACAUUUAUUUUAAUUUUAAUCCCUUAAUCACUGGAAAGAAAUAACUUUAUUUUUUCACUUUUUAAAAUGUCAGCACUUGUUUGUUGUUGCCCCGUUAGUACGCCUUAAUAAAUGUAUCGUCCCACCACUCUUGUUUGUUAAUGUCACCCUAAACAAUACAAACAAUUAAAGUAUAAAUAAUAAAUAUAUUCCUUAAAAAUGAGAAUUUUUGUUCCUAUCUUUUUUUAGUAUUUAUUGCAUGAUAGGUGAUCUAUUUUAGGUAGGUAAUGAAAAUAUUGCAUUUUACUUCAUAUUAGACGUUAGUAUAUUGUCAAUAUUUGUCAUCCUUAUUAUUUAUUUACUAUACUUACGAAAAAUUAUGAAAUAUAAUAAAACUAAUUUCAAUGAUUUAUUCUUAGUAGAGUUUUCAAUGAUGAUACAUGAAUUAAAUUAUAUAUAUAAAAAAAAAUACAGUCCAAGUUAGUGAAAUGUGUGAAAAUGCUCAUAUAGUAUCUAUUAAGGGUGGAUAUAAGGUCUAUCAUGAUGGAGAUGCCAGAAGAGAUAUUGCUGAAAGAAAAAGGUUUUAAGAGUUAAUUGGAUAACUAGUUUUAGAUGGCAAUGCAUAUAAUUGUCCAUUUUAUAUACUACUGGGCUCAAGAAAUGACUUCAGUAACAUUUUGUAAGUGUGAACUGAAAAUGGGACAAAAUGCUGUUGCCGAUUAAAGCAAUUAUCUACAUGAGGUAUGUUUAUGGAGCUUAGAAAAUAGCUGUUAUAAAGAAAUUGGUGGUCCAGGUCUUUUUGCUUAAAUAGAUGAAAAUUAAUUUGUGCGUAGAAAAAAUAAUGCUAGACACAUUUUGUUACGGCAAUGUAUUUUUAGUAGAGUAUGUAGGGAAAUCAAAAAAUGUUUUAUAAUUAGUGUACCUGAUCGAUUGGAGAAAACUUUGUUAUCCAUCAUACAAAAAUAUAUAAAACUAGGAUCAAUAAUUUUGUCAGAUUAUUGGAUAGCUUACAAAAGUUUGCAGCAAGUAAGAUUCCAACAUAAAACUGUUAACCAUACCUAUAAUUUUGUUGAUCUGGAUACAAGGGCACACAACCAAAACAGAGAGGUUUUGGGAUUCUGCUAAAUGGGGAAAUAAAAAGUGUCGUGGAACUUAAAGAAAUUUUCUGGAUUGUACUUGGCAGAAUUCAUGUGGAAAUUACGACUCAGAGAACAAGAUUCAUUUGAAUCUAUCUUAUAAGAUAUUUCUGAGUUAUCUUCAACCUUUAUCCUAAUUUAAAAUAAUUUUUACUUUUAUCUUUACGAUAUCAUUUUUACUAUUAUAAUAUACAAUUUAAUUAUUUAUACUUUUAUUUUUUGUAUUUAUUUAUUUUGUAUUGUUUGGUGGGGUGAUAACAACAUUUGAAAAUAGUUGUUUUAUUAAAUAUAUUACUAUAAAAUUUAUUUCUUUUCAGUUAUUAUGGAAUGAAAAUAAAAUCUAAUUUUUUUUUUCUAUAUUUGUAUCCUUAUUAAAAAAGAAAAGAAUAUUAACAGUUAUUAGCAUGUGGAUUACACUGUAUAACGUUGAAUAUAAUAAUAUAUUCCUAUUUAUUUAUUUUAUUUAAUUGUAUGUAACCAAAAAUUUUCAACUAACAUUUUACUACUGUUUAGCUCAAAAAAAAUUUAAAAUAGAUGGAACAAUUAAGGUUGUUCUUGAAUCUGAUGGUACUGAAAUCGAUGAAGAUGAUUAUUUUGCCACUUUAGAAAAAAACACAUUGAUUAUGAUUUUAAAACCCGAUGAAAAAUGGUGUUCAUAUAGCGAUAUAAGGUCUACAUAUAAUCCAUAGUUUUUACUAAAAAUUUCCCGGUUUAAUUUUUUAUUUCAUCUUACAUUUUUGUUUAGUAUAGAGGAACACAUACAUGAUGAAACUGACAGCACUCAGAGUUUAUACAAUUUAAUCCAACGUCUGCAAAAUGAUAUCGGUCAAAUAGCAUUUUUGGGCGGUUGCGAUCUUGAACUUUUAUCUGAUAUGGAUCCAGAUUGUUUGGUUGAUAUGUCUUUUGACAGGUAAAACAUGUUUAUUAAAAUAAUAAAUUGUUUGGAUUUCUUUAAUAAAUUACUUAUUGAGAAGAUUUAUUUUAGUCUGUUAAAAUAAUAUAUUAGAUAAUGAAACAUUUAAAAUAUUUUGUUAAAGAUCAUUUCUAGAUGAAAUUAAAGAAGCCAGUGGACGGUAUCUUUAUGAAAAACGAGAAGCUCAAGAUGCUCUUAAUUUGCUCAAACUUUACCAUGCUUCGACAAUCGAUCAAAAUUCAUCAAAAAAGAGUAAAGUUUAAAAAAGGUAUAACAUUAUUUGAUUUCAUAUUUCUAUAACUUCAAAUGUAUAGAAAAAUCAUAACUAUUAAUGUAGCCAUCUAAACUUGUGAAACUCUAGUAACCAAUGUUAUUUUUUAGUUUUAAAGUCAAUUCUAUUAAAAAACACUAUUGAGUACUAAGCAUUUCAAAAAUUGAAUAUGGUUAAAAGUUGUAUUCUUUUUUUUAUGUUUUGUUUUAUUUAUGAUAUUUUUUUUUAUCACAAUAUCAUAAAAUUAUACAAGUUGUGUAAUUCAGAAAAUAAAAAUAUAUCGAAAUAUAUUUAAAUGCAUUAUUUGGUAUAUUAUAUCAAUAAAUAUAAAAUAAUAAUCAGUAUACCAACAUUUUCUAAAUAAAACUAUUCAUUACACCUAAGUCAAUUUUUAUUUAACUACAAUAAUGCUCAUUUUAUAAAUAUCUAAUUUAUAAUUUUUAAUUGUAUAUUAUUCUAGUUCCUACACCUCAUUUAUAAUCAGGUAAUGAAAUUAAACUACUUUUAAUACUAGAAUCCAUGUUAAUCUGUUUUAGUAUUUGUAUAAAUUUUACAAAUUAUUAUUAAAACAAAAGAAAUAUGUUGGUGCUAUUUAGUAAAAUAUCCAGUAUACAAUAAAGUAUAUACAAUUUUUAUACUUUUUUAAAUGUGUAUUGUUUAAAGUAUUAAUCUUUUAUAUUGAUAAAUGCAUCUAAAAUUGAUUAAAACUUAGUUUUGCUCUACUACACAAUUAUUACUAAUUCCCUAGUAGAUUUUUGUUGUUGAAUAAAUUAAUGAAAAGUUAAUAGAUUAAAUAAAACAUUGCUAUUAAUUUGAAGUGAACUAUUUUAAUUGUUACAUUUUUUAACUCUAGUCAUUAUAUCAAGUAUUAAAACAAGACUAAAUUAUAAAUUACAAUCAAAAAAUGCAUUUAAACGGUUUUUAAUUUUCUAAUUGUACAACUCUUUGCCUAAAUUGUAAAUAUUUUUAUAUUAUUAAUUAUUGUUAUUUUUUUUAUUUAAAAAUACACACCCGAUUUUCAAAUUGUAAAAAUUUGUUUUAUCUAAAUGUUUGCUAUUAUGAAAAAAGUAGGGUUAAAAGAUCAAAGAAACUUGUCAAUGUUGUUAUUCCAUCCACAUAAUAAAAUGUAUAAAUAUUUUGUAACAAAAUGUUAAGUAUUGGACCAUUGUUUAAAAAGGGUAAUUAAGAGUAUUUAUAUUAAGAAGAAAAAUUGUUUUGAAAACUCAAUUGAAUUGUUUUAUAUAUAUAUAAAGGAAUAUAUAUAUAUAAGGAAAUAACUGUGCUGCCGUAUUCAAUUCACAAUUUAGAUGUAUAAUAUUUAUUAAACACUCAAUAUUUAAAAAUUCACUAAGUAAUGGUUGUUUGAAAUGAUGCACAUUUAUUAAUAUCACAAUUAUAUAUUGAUUAAUUAUUUAAUUUUUAAUUGCUAUACUUUUAUGGAUUUGAACAAUGAUAAUUAGUAUAGAACUUACUAGUAGUAUUAAUGUUUAUUAUGAUAAAAAUAAAUUAAAGAAAC
Cinara cedri is the source of this 6841-nucleotide messenger RNA. NCBI's taxonomy places the organism in Eukaryota, Metazoa, Arthropoda, Insecta, Hemiptera, Aphididae. The record is from the annotation of a GenBank genome assembly.